AACACCCCCCGGGCCCCUCCCCGGUGUCGCCUCGGGGGAAAAUGUGCAUGUCCUUCAGCGUGUCAACCGCCUCGCCGCCUCCGCCGCCGCCGCCGGAGUUGAGGCGUUUAUAGGAAACUGGGUCAAGUCAAAUCAAGGUGAACGGCGGCUUGUGCUGCAGUCGGACAAUGCGGAGUGCAUGCUCCCGGAGCUGAGAGGACUUCUGUGGACACUCCUGCCGUUUUUUUCUUCCUGGCUCUGCAGGUCUGAAUAGGACAACACUAUGACAGGUGACACGGUGGUCUGGAGGGGCAUGACCUGGAUGAGGCAGGCGGCCAGCCGAGCCACACCGGGCGGCCUGCCCGGCACCGGGAGCCAGAGGCUGGUAAACUUCCGUCACGCCGCCGGAUCAGCGAGGGAGACAUUCAACAAACAGCAGGAAGUCUGCAUCCACAGAGCCCCAGCAACAACGCUUCACAAAUAUUCAACUAUGGGAGCUGGUUUUAGCACCUGUUUCGUUGGAAGCUUAAGUGGUGGACAGGGGAUCUGCAGUGGCAGAUCAAGCUCUAAACACCUGAAAUGCGACAGGGACUGGUCAAGUCAGCUGUUCUCUGGACAGGCAAGGUUAUUUAAUCAGGACAACUCCACGGUGGGGCGGCUGACAUCGGAGGACAUCGAUAAAGCAAGAAACGCCAAGAAAACAGACAUCAAGCAACAUAAGCAAGUGCUCAGUGAAAGGGCCAGAGAGAGGAAGGUGCCAGUCACACGGAUAGGAAGGCUGGUGAAUUUUGGAGGUCUGGCUGUUGGACUUGGCAUUGGGGCAAUCGCUGAAGUGGCUAAGAAGAGUUUAAAACCCCAACAGCAAGGUGAUAAGAAAUCCAUACUGGAUUCAAGUGCCUUCCUCUCUGAAGCCAACGCUGAAAGAAUCGUCCGGACGCUCUGCAAAGUCCGAGGUGCUGCUCUAAAACUGGGACAGAUGCUCAGUAUUCAAGACGAUGCUUUUAUCAACCCUCAGCUGGCCAAGAUUUUCGAGCGUGUUCGACAGAGUGCUGACUUCAUGCCCACUAAACAGAUGAUGAAAGCCAUCGGCAGUGACCUCGGCCCAAACUGGAGAGACCAACUGGUGUACUUUGAGGAGAAGCCGUUCGCGGCUGCAUCUAUCGGUCAGGUGCAUUUAGCGAGGCUGAAGGACGGCAGAGAGGUAGCCAUGAAGAUUCAGUACCCUGGAGUUGCCAGGAGUAUCGACAGUGACGUGAAUAAUAUCAUGACUGCUCUGAGUUUAAGCAACGCGCUGCCUGAAGGUCUGUUUCCUGAGCACCUUAUUGAGGUCAUGAGCCGUGAACUGGCGCUGGAGUGUGAUUACAUAAGAGAGGCAAAAUGUGCCAAAAAAUUCCAAGAGCUGUUGAAGGAUCACCCGUUCUUCUAUGUGCCUGACGUGAUUGACGAACUGAGCAGCCAGCAUGUCCUCACCACGACGCUGGUGCCUGGUUUCCCUCUGGACCAGGCCACUGACCUCUCUCAGGAACUCAGGAAUGAGAUUUGUGAACAAAUCCUGAUUUUAUGCCUGAGGGAGGUUUUUGAGUUCAGAUACAUGCAGACCGAUCCAAACUGGUCCAACUUCUUCUUUGAUCCACAAGCUCACAAGGUCGCAUUGUUGGAUUUUGGAGCUACACGAGGAUUUGAUAAGAGCUUCACUGACACCUACAUUGAGAUUAUUAAGGCAGCUGCAAAUCAAAACCGAGAAGGCGUCCUGCAGAGAUCCAGAGACAUGAAGUUCCUCACAGGAUACGAGUCAAAGGUGAUGGAGAACGCCCACGUGGACGCAGUGAUGAUCCUCGGGGAGGCCUUCUCCUCCAAGGAGCCCUUUGACUUUGGAGCUCAGAGCACCACCGAGCGCAUCCACAGCCUCAUCCCCGUGAUGCUGAGGGAGCGACUGACGCCGCCCCCCGAGGAAACCUACUCCCUGCACAGAAAGAUGGGCGGCUCCUUCCUCAUCUGCUCCAAACUCAAAGCUAAAAUACCCUGCAAGAACAUGUUCCAGGAAACCUACAACAACUACUGGAAAGAUGGACGCCCCGAGUAAACACGCUAGCUGAAGACUGACUUUCCAGAAAGCGGGCUCCACCCGGGCGUUUCUAGUGUCAAUGUGGUAUGUUGAACAAUUUAACUCUCACAUUCUCACCUGUGAAGAUAUUUUCAGGUAGCCUGGGCCAGAUAAUGUCCAGAAGCUACCUGGUUUUGUGGGGUUUUUUUUUACUUGUUGUAUACUCUACUGCGUCAUCAAGUAAACUGAUGUGAGCAUGUGAAAAACCAAGAAAAGACAGACUAUCAGAUUAAUGUCUACGUGUUAAGAACAAUCUCAUAUAUGUGUGCGUCAUAUUCCAUUUCUCAUUUCGACCAGGACUUCCAUCCACAUCAACGCCACAUAAAAUGUGUGAAGAUGAUUUGUACGUAUUGCUUGAAUGACUUUGUUGUGCGUACUGUACAACCUAGUAACUCUGUUCCCGUAUGGUUUUGAGGAACUGUACUCCCUCUGACCGGGAUUGUCAGUUGAAAUAAAUUGACACUGAUGUUGCAAAAACAAACGAGGAUCAGAGAUACAUACGUUUCUGAGAAAAGCAGAUAAAACCUGGAUCGGCCGAAAGGCUCCAAAAAUACUUCAAGACGAAUCAAAUAUGGGAGAAAAUAUUUACAUUAAAGGUUAAAAAAAAAGAGAGAGAAAAACUUUUUUGAAAGAUUAAAAUGUGCCAUUAAUAAUCAGAACACUGGAGAAACAAGCAAUUAAUGGAUGACAGUGUUGCCUAUACUAUUAUCAACCUGUUUAAUAAGUCGUACUAGACGAGACAUGUUCAGUACUUGUUACACAGUUCAGAUUUGUACAAAAAAAGGAAAAAGAGGUCCUUUAAACAGUGUUGUAUCAGGGCUACCAGGGAUAAAAAUCUGACAUUCUGGUUGGUUUUUCAACUUUGGAAGCGUUGGCCAUUUAAAAAAAAAAAAAAAAAAAAAUUUUUACCAAUUAAUUUCAUCGAAAGCUCAAAGCGCUAAGGUUUUGAAUAUAUACAGGAGAGUAGCUCUACUCCAGAGAACAAAACAUGGAAGCAUAUUCAACACUUGGAGUCAGGAAGCGGUGUAUUAGUUACCAGCUGGCAACUGGUACGUACCUGCUCUCACAACAGUCUUACAAUAAAAACAUUUUCAAUGAUUCACGUGAACAGUGUCACAAACUCGUAAACUUUAAGAGCGUUUAGCUGCAGCAUUAGCCGCUGAGAAAGGAGGUUCCCCAACCAGCGCUCGAGGAACCCCCUGCCUCAGUUCUUGCCGUCACCGGCCUGUCUCCACGGUCAUCUUACAGUCCUGGUGCCUACCCCACCGGCACCGGGACGCUCCGCUUGGAUUGUGAUGCGUGAGAAACCAGACUCAGAGUGCAGGAGCUUGUGUUGCCUUCACGAGGACGACCUGCGGGUCAGCAUCUUCCUCCGAGGACACAAACACAGACAUUUUCUUUAGGUAAUGUUUUACAAUAUUCUCUGACAUAUAACAUCAGUACUACAACAACCCGUCUUGCCCCCUGUAUUUACUCGACACAGACAGCACAAACAGGAGCACUUCUGGUGUCCCCCUACAACCGCUGGUGCUCCUGGUGUGGAAGAGACACCAGCGCCCUCAUCCAUUUGUGUGUCAAGAUCUGACCAUAUUUUAAAAUGUAUGUAUACUUAAAUACAGGUCAUUCCAAUGGGUUCACGUACUUUUUCUUGCCACUUUAAGUAAAAGUACCGAUACCACUCGGUAAAAAUACUCCCAUUACGAGUUAAAGUCCUGCAUCCAGAAUAUCCCCUAAGUAAAAGUACAUAUGUAUUAUCAGGAAAACGAAGUAUAGAAAGUAAAAGUAAAGUCGUAUAGUUAAUAUAUACUAUAUAUUCUAUCUCUAGAUUAUAUUACUCAUGUUUUAAUGUUGAAGUAGAAUUUUCUUCUUGUUGUUGGUUGAGGUGGAGCUCAUUUUUAACUAAUGAUUGUUUAUUAUGAUGGAUUGAUCUGCUGUUUAUUUUCAUGAUUAAUCUAUUGAUUAAUUUAUUGUUUUUUUUCUAAGAUUGGUCACAAGUAGGGAGAAACGCCCUUUGCAAUUACCCAGACCUAAAAAUGACACCUUCAAAUUGCUUGUUUUUGUCCGACCAACAGUCCAGAUCUCAAAAUUAUUUAGUUUACUGUAAUUUGAGACAAGGAAAAGCAGAAAAAUCAUCACGUUUGAGAUGCUGAAACCAUGAAAUCUGCCAGAGAUAUUAAAUGUAUUGAUUUAAAUUCCUUUCGCAGACUGUUUCCAGUGGCUGGAGCAGAAAACAUGAAGGCUUUCUCCCUCCGCUCCGUCAGUAUAUUAGAAGACAUGUCUUGUGAUGAUCCUCUGCAGAGACAUUAAACUUAAACAUCAUCUACACUCAGACUGUGUGGAGUACAGAUAAGCAGUAUUGAUUUUGCCUUUACCCGCCCCCAGGUGGACAGAGGGUAAAGAGCGAGUCAUGUUGGGGCUCCACAUGUGCAAACUGUGAACCCCCACGACUCCUCUGACUGACAGCAGCAACUCUCUCGCAGCGUUGAAGUUAACGUCCUGACGAGUGCCUGCAGAAGACAGACAACACACCCACCGCCAAUUCCAUAGACUCUAUACUUUAAAAAGUAGAACAUUAUCGUGUCAAGACGAGCAUAGAAAAGUGCGUUUACCCUGCAUCAAUAUCCUGAAAACAUCCUUCGUGAGUUGAACUGUUGUCCAAAGAACAAGAACCGAGAACAGGAACGUACAAAUUGGAUCUGCCACUUUAUAUUCAGGCUGUGAGGAAUGCAGAAAUAAUAUUUAAAGCAAAUGAUAAACCAAAGAAUAAAGCUAGAGCGUUUACUGGAGUCUGCGGCUGAUACUGAUACAUGCUGAUACUGUACUCCAACUAAAUAUAGCCGUGUACGUAAGUAUUUGGACAGUGACACAAUUUUCGUAAUUGUAUAAUAGAUAGGGACUAUGUAUAAAAACGGCUGCAAUUCCUGAACGGUUGAUGUGAUAUUUUUGUUAAGCCCCUGGAACUAAAGCAAAAGGUCUACACUUACACCACAUCUGGAUUCGUUCGUUUCAGAUACACUGCGGCGGUUAAAUUACGAAAAUUGUGCCACUGUCCAAAAACUCCUGUACCCAACCGUAUAUUCAUUUUGCUCCCGUUUCACUCGUACUGUUCAGCUGUCUGUGUCUCUGGCCACCAAAUUUGUCAAAAUAAGUUGGCUGUAACCGGUUUCAUGGAAUUAGAGGCCUUUAAAGUAUAUUCUCAUCUCUGUAUUGCCAAUUUGUCUUCCUAUAACUGAGUCUUUAAAUGAUACAGUUAGUGUUAUUCUACAUUCUUCGUCUUCUUUUGUCUCCCAUUAAAAGGCCGAAACAAACCUUGUGUUAGUGUGUCUCUCAACACUUUCUCACUUCCCCACCCUGUCUGUGGCAGCCCUUUUGUUC
Messenger RNA from Xiphias gladius (swordfish), 5458 nucleotides. RefSeq names its product coenzyme Q8A, genome duplicate b (gene coq8ab). Gene Ontology annotation, molecular function: kinase activity. The transcript is spliced from 15 exons. NCBI's taxonomy places the organism in Eukaryota, Metazoa, Chordata, Actinopteri, Istiophoriformes, Xiphiidae. Gene Ontology annotation, cellular component: extrinsic component of mitochondrial inner membrane. Gene Ontology annotation, biological process: ubiquinone biosynthetic process. The record is from RefSeq and is a predicted model, not a curated record. The coding region runs from base 263 to 2062 and encodes 599 amino acids.